AUGCCCAGAUCAGUAGCUCUGUUCCGGUUCCGGAAAACAACCCGCCAUUUCAAGAGUUACCACGGGGACUGGUUCAAUGAGCUGAGGAACAAGCUCCUGCCCCGGCUCAGCCGCUCCCUCUCCUGCUCGGCCACUUCCCUAGACGAGCUCUUCGCCCACGUGGCCGCCCUCCUCUGCCACUUCCAGACCUACUACACCGCCCUUGACCGGGCAGCCACCCCAGAUCAGGUCCCCUUCCUUCUGAACCCACCAUGGCGGGGCCCCCUUGAGAAGGCAUUCCUCUUCCUCGGCGACCUUCACCCCUACCUCUUCACCAACCUCCUCCGCUCCUUCUUGGAUAAUGCUGAUGGGUACGGCGAUAGCUUCAAAGACUAUGAACUAGACGUGGAAAAGCAGUGGCAAAUGGAAACAGUUUGGAAGAACCCGAGCGAGUCCCUGAAGCCCAGAAUCGAGGAGAUUGAGCGGGGACUGAGACUGAUGGUCCCCGCCUUGCUUGGCCGCUUGAAGGCCGCCCAGAUGCGCUUCGUGGACUGUGUUGCUGCCAAGUGGCCGGAGAAUGACGGCAAUGAACGGGCUGCGGUAGUCAGAGUGGCGGCCGUAGCAGAGAUGGAGGAGCUAGCGAGGGUCUUCAAGGACGUGAAUCGACUGCGGCGCAGCACGAUCUCGGAGAUUGUCGCGGCCAUGACCACGUAUGAGGCGGCCUUGUUCCUCCAGGCCCUGGCCCAGUUUGUUGUUGGGCUCAGAAAUCUAGAUCUCGCCCAUAAGUCUGGACAGUAGCUCGUCGCCAAGGACUCUCUCUGUAGUCUCAUCUCAUCUAUCAGGCUGGGUCGAUUUAAUUAUUUGCGGUUUGCCAUGGCGGAGCGUCGGGUUUCGUUCUUUCGAGACUCGAAGACUCAAAUUCAAGACGGAGCCUCAUCAACCGAACGGGAGUGUGUUGACAAUUCGUACCGUCAAUUGAUCUGGAGGGAAUGCCACGCUCUUUCAUUGCGACUCGUUGUUGGCUAAAUUG
Punica granatum (pomegranate) is the source of this 1009-nucleotide messenger RNA. The record is from RefSeq and is a predicted model, not a curated record. Lineage: Eukaryota; Viridiplantae; Streptophyta; Magnoliopsida; Myrtales; Lythraceae.